AUGCAAGCGCCCAUGACAGAAAGAAUACAGCUGAGCAUGGAAAGAAUGAUAUCGGAGCUCGAAUAUUACAAGAAAAGAGGAAUAUUCUCUUCGCACGAGCUCAGAAAAAUCGUUGAAACACGAAAGAUGCACGAGCUUCGACUCCAACGGCCAGAAAAAAAAUUGCUUGACUUUGUGCGGUACAUAAAAAGCGAAUACAUGCUAGAAAAGAUACGAGAUAAGAGAAUGGGCGAAAAGAAUGCAAAUGCAUCGCUUUAUGAUAUGAGCAUCUCAAAGAAAAUCGUGGAGCUGUACAGAAGUGCACUAUACAGAUUUAAUGAUCCAAAGAUAAUCUCGCAAUUUACUGCAUAUGUGAUCGAAAAGAAGAUGUACUGCGAAAUGAAGAAUGUGUUCGCAGAGUGCUGUUCAAAAUCUCCUCUUGAUGUAGAGCUCUGGAUAUACUGUGCAAUGAAACUUUUUGGUGUGGGCGAUCUCGAAAGCUCAAGGGCAAUGUUUCUCAAAGCAAUCCGGAUGAACAGCAAAAACUCAAGAGUCAGAAUAGAAUUUUUCAGGAUGGAGGUAAUCAACAUAACAAACAUCCAGGCAGCAAGCAAAGAAAUGGGAUUCGAAGACGAUGAACGAGACGAUGCCGAAAGAGACGAGCUGGCGCUUGCAGUCCUUCAGGAUUGUGUGGACAAUUCAUUUUUCACUAUCAAUGAGCUUCAAGAGUUACUAAAUAUAUCACAGGAUGUCGAGGGUCUUCAUCAAAAAGCACAAAAGCUUAUCACGCAAUGUGAAUGGCGAAAAAGUAAAUAA
Molecule: messenger RNA, 795 nt
Organism: Ordospora pajunii
Lineage: Eukaryota; Fungi; Microsporidia; Ordosporidae
Exons: 1
Coding region: 1-795 (264 amino acids)
Biological process (GO): maturation of SSU-rRNA from tricistronic rRNA transcript (SSU-rRNA, 5.8S rRNA, LSU-rRNA)
Cellular component (GO): small-subunit processome; Pwp2p-containing subcomplex of 90S preribosome
Molecular function (GO): snoRNA binding
Source: RefSeq, a predicted model, not a curated record